AUGAGCGAGGCACUCAACGACAACUUAUUCCAGCGGCUUUUUCGCAUUUUUUCACAGUUUGUUGAUCGAAAUGUGCAAGGGACGUUUAAGCCGACGCAGGCCGAAUUUAUAAUCGAUGAAAUGCUCAAAGAGCUUCAUCGGCCGACGAGCCCAAAAAACGUGGAUCUUCCCGAGAACGUGACAUUCAGCGAGUUUCUGAGCCUAGUUCAGGCGAUUUUUCCCGAUCGCGAGGAGCUCGAAAUAACGACUGAACGAGUGUUUGAGAGAUUUGCGAAUCACGUUAUCGGAAAAGGUUUCAUAAUGUAUCGAAAUCUCGCCGGCCGCGCACCAAAGUGUUUUCCGUUCAAGAUCGGCGACAAAUGGAAAUUUGGCUGGAUUCUUAUAAUGCCCGGACGAGUACGAAUGAAGUCUGAGAAUUCAGAUGACGAAAUUGUGGUAAAUGUCGAUAAUGAGGCCAUAAUUGAGGUUAACACUCAAGAUGAUGAACGAUACUCAUGGACCAUUGUCACGGAAGGUCAAGAAUGGCAAUUUUCACAUUUUGAUCGAAUCCAGGCAACGUUGAUGCUUAAAGAUAUGCGACUUGCUCGCGACUAUCCGACUCGCGAGUCCCUUCUCGAUUACGAUUGGAAACGUUCGCAACGCGGUCGUCCGAUUCAAGACAAACUCGCACGCGAGCAAAAACGACGCGAUGAGCUCGAGAAUGAACGGAAGCGUCUUGUCAGCGAACUCGAAGAAGAGCGAAAGAAUCGAAUGGACGAGGAGAUUGUUCGCGGUUUGACGACACGUCUACUCAAACAGGAAAUGGAGAAGUCCGAGCAAAUGCAGCAAGUCAUCUAUGAGCUGAGGACGAAGCUUCAUGAAGAUCCGCAAGAGCAUGAAAUGGAUUAUGUUGAAGGUGAGUAUAUAAAAGAAAAAUGA
This is a messenger RNA of Caenorhabditis bovis, 918 nucleotides long. NCBI's taxonomy places the organism in Eukaryota, Metazoa, Nematoda, Chromadorea, Rhabditida, Rhabditidae. The record is from the annotation of a GenBank genome assembly.